AGCAAGAAAUGGGUGGCAGAGGCAGACGGAAGCAAGGAAUAGGAAGUGCUGCUUAUAACGGCGGUGAGCCAGCAAGACAGGAUCUUACAAUUCCUGACCAUGCAAGACUUGCAUCAACCCCUGGAUGCACGCCAAGUUCACAUGAUCCUUCCAAUGUCAGCGGCCUAGAUCAAAAACCAGCUAGGCCACAAUCUCCACGGCCUUUAUUUAGAGUCACUCUCUCAUUUCAACCGCUACCCCCUGGAUUCGUGGCACCAAGUCGACCUGCACCAACGCCUCGUCUUCUACCAUUGUUUCCAGAAAGAGAAGUAGAACCGCUAGGCCAGCGAAGUCCAACAUUAGGCCCACCACCUUCCAUUCCAGGUACAUCACAAUUUCUUGCAAGCAGGGAUGACAACGUUGAGAAAUGAUCUCCUUCAUCAGCAAGCAGUUCCAUCACGGGGGUUCAAUAUAUAGUUGCAAUGUAGUGAUAGAUCCAAAGAGGCCAACAAGGCAAACCUGACGAUCCUGACUCAGAUGAAGACAAUAGUUCGUUUCGCUCUCCAGUGCAUUGAUUAAGGAAGAGUAGCUUAU
This is a messenger RNA of Gossypium raimondii (Peruvian cotton), 573 nucleotides long. RefSeq names its product proline-rich receptor-like protein kinase PERK2. The record is from RefSeq and is a predicted model, not a curated record. NCBI's taxonomy places the organism in Eukaryota, Viridiplantae, Streptophyta, Magnoliopsida, Malvales, Malvaceae. The coding region runs from base 9 to 410 and encodes 133 amino acids. The transcript has 3 exons.